Drosophila busckii is the source of this 402-nucleotide messenger RNA. It is a transcript of the gene Gr33a, whose product is annotated as gustatory and pheromone receptor 33a. The record is from RefSeq and is a predicted model, not a curated record. Bases 1 to 402 code for a protein of 133 amino acids. The transcript has a single exon. NCBI's taxonomy places the organism in Eukaryota, Metazoa, Arthropoda, Insecta, Diptera, Drosophilidae.
AUGGCAGCCUGUUUUGUGGUCAGUAUUUUUGGUAUUUUUCUGGAAACCAAAGUCAACUUCAUAGUCAGCGGAAAGAGCCGUCUGCUGGACUAUGUGACCUACUUAUACGUCAUAUGGAGUUUCACCACCAUGGUUGUCGCUUACAUUGUGCUGCGUCUUUGUUGCAAUGCCAACAAUCAUUCCAAGAAGUCGGCCAUGAUAGUCCAUGAGAUUAUGCAGAAGAAGCCCGCAUUUAUGCUGAGCAACGAUCUCUUCUAUAACAAAAUGAAGUCAUUUACUUUGCAAUUUCUGCACUGGGAGGGCUACUUUCAGUUCAAUGGCAUUGGUCUGUUUGCCUUGGACUAUACAUUUAUAUUCUCGGUAGGUGCCGGUCUUGCUAUGGCUGCUCAAGCAACAAAUUAA